ACUUAUUAAGUGUUGCCUUAAACAGGACACACCUCUGGGCCCGCUGUAGUAAAGGAGGUGCAGGGACAACAUGCCAUACUGAGAGACUGCAUCGAACAGUUAGGGACAAUGGAGACAUCCAGAACAAGUCUUAUCUCUCUUCUGAGAGAGGCUUUACAAGAACAGGAACUCAAGCUGGAGCAAGUUCGUAACCACCUUCAGAUUGCUCGGUUUCAAUCAGACCGGACUGGUAAUCUCUGCAGACAGCUUCUAGACCAUGGCGGUAGUUCACAGCCUCCUGCCCCUGCUACAGAAGAAGAAGAAUCAAAAGAAGCCAUCAAAAGUUCCUCUGCUGCAGCAGCACCGCAAAACUUCACACACAGUGAUGUGGAACAAUCUGCUCCGGUCAUGUUUGCUUCAAACCCAACUCAAUCAGUUGAAGACCCAAGAAAAACUGCAGCAGCCGCAGUAGUAGCUAAGCUAACUGCAUCAACUUCCUCAGCAGAGAUGCUCUCCUAUGUUCUCUCCUCAUUAGCCUCUGAAGGCAUCAUCGGAAAUAACAACCCACCUGCUGUUACAGAAUCUCCGUCAUCCGUCGAUUACCCAUCAGAGAAAAGACCCAAGCUUCAAAACCAUGACCAGUCCUAUCUCCCGCAGCACCAACAGAAUGCUGCAACGACAUCCUCCAGCACGCCCCCACCACCACUUUCACUGCCACCACCACCAUCGUUCCAGCUUCAACCUCAGUUCUUGCAGCCCUUACAGCCUCCCGGGCCUGUAAACCAAACACCAUUCAACUACACCAUAGCAACCACUUCUGCAACCACACAACCGCAACAACAACAACAAGGUCCUUGGGUUCCUGGGCUUACUCCACUCUCAACAACAACCUCUGCUCCAUCCGAUAAUUCAUACCAGAAGUUUCAAGGACAAGAUGGUUUCUAUGGGGUCAACAACUCAUCAGUGCCUAUGACACCUGUUACCCGGCAGUAGAGUAAAUCUGUUUCUAGGGGGCUCGUUCAUAUAGCAAAGAGCUCCUUUUUUAUUUGGUUUUUUGUUGUUACAUAUAGUUUUGAUGGGCGAUUAGGAUUUUAUGUUCUUAAAAUGUGCUGUGUAUGCUUUCCUAAUUGUGCGGACGCCUAAAUUAAAAGGCUUCUGUAAACAUUCUUUUACUUUUAUACUGUGGGAAAAAAACAAAAACCUCUUCUUUUACU
This is a messenger RNA of Camelina sativa (false flax), 1193 nucleotides long. The record is from RefSeq and is a predicted model, not a curated record. Lineage: Eukaryota; Viridiplantae; Streptophyta; Magnoliopsida; Brassicales; Brassicaceae.